Molecule: messenger RNA, 860 nt
Organism: Brassica rapa (field mustard)
Lineage: Eukaryota; Viridiplantae; Streptophyta; Magnoliopsida; Brassicales; Brassicaceae
Product: DNA-directed RNA polymerase III subunit RPC8
Biological process (GO): transcription initiation at RNA polymerase III promoter; DNA-templated transcription
Cellular component (GO): RNA polymerase III complex
Source: RefSeq, a predicted model, not a curated record
CGUCGGCGGCCAAAUUAAAAUUAGGGUUUAGAACAGAUUCUCCGACCCUAAUCUCAAAGAUACAGUAAGUUUUGAACGGUUUUGCAAAACAUGUUCUGUCUUAGCGAGCUGGAAGAUACAGUAAGAGUGCCACCGUCUGACCUUAACCUCCCCCUCGAAGUUGCCAUUAAGAAAGCGCUUCAAAAGCUCUUCUUGGACAAGGUUUUGAGUAUUGGCCUUUGCGUAUCAAUCUACGGUAUUAAAUCAAUCGAAGGAGGGUUUGUUUUACCCGGUGAUGGUGCUGCCACCUAUAAGGUACGUUUUAGAAUUGUAGUGUUUCGUCCAUUUGUUGGUGAGGUCAUAGCUGCAAAGUUCAAAGAAUCUGAUUCCAAUGGCUUGCGCUUAACACUUGGAUUCUUUGAAGAUGUUUAUGUGCCUGCUCCACUUAUCCCUACACCUAACCGCUGUGAGCCUGACCCUUACAAUAGGAAUCAAAUGAGAUGGGUGUGGAAAUACGGAGAUGACGAGUUUAUCAUCGACGAUUCUUGUCAGAUCAAGUUUCGAGUUGAGAACAUCAGCUAUCCACCUGUUCCAACUGAGCGGGCAGAGGACGCUAAGCCUUUUGCUCCUAUGGUGGUCACUGGGACUAUAGAUGAUGAUGGUUUGGGCCCUGUUUCUUGGUGGGAGGCUUGUGCCCCGAUUAGUGAUGAUGAAGAUUGAGAGACUUGAGCAAAACUUCUAUCUCCAAAUUGAAGACUUUAGAAUUGUUUUAGUUGGGAAAGCCUAAGCCUUUUGUAGCAAUGAUGCAGAUUAGAAAAAAAAAGGAUAAUAAAAAGAAAGUUUGAUUGAAUGUACAAAGGUUAAUUAAGACCAUUCUUUCA